Messenger RNA from Colossoma macropomum (tambaqui), 1461 nucleotides. It is a transcript of the gene sae1, whose product is annotated as SUMO1 activating enzyme subunit 1. Gene Ontology annotation, biological process: protein sumoylation. The record is from RefSeq and is a predicted model, not a curated record. Bases 131 to 1177 code for a protein of 348 amino acids. Gene Ontology annotation, molecular function: SUMO activating enzyme activity. The transcript is spliced from 9 exons. NCBI's taxonomy places the organism in Eukaryota, Metazoa, Chordata, Actinopteri, Characiformes, Serrasalmidae. Gene Ontology annotation, cellular component: SUMO activating enzyme complex; cytoplasm.
AGUGUGCGCCCUUUUGAAUGAGACUAAGCGGGACUUUUCCCAUUGAAUGGAGGAAUAUCGUCUCUGAAAGGAAGCGAGUUUAUAUCGAGCAGUUUCUGUUGUAUUCCGGACCAGCGCGAAGUGAUUUGAAAUGAUCGAUAUGAUCGAAAAAGAAGACAACGUCAUCAGCGAGGAGGAAGCGGCUCAGUAUGACCGACAGAUCCGGCUCUGGGGUCUGGAGGCACAAAAGAGACUGAGGGGGUCUCGAGUACUUCUGGUUGGACUGAGAGGUCUGGGUGCUGAAGUGGCAAAGAACCUUAUCCUGGCUGGAGUGAAAGGGCUCACUCUUCUGGAUCAUGAACAGGUUACCGAGGAAUCCAGAAGAGCUCAGUUCCUGAUCCCAGUGGAUGCAGAUGGUCAAAAUCAGGCUCAGGCUUCUCUGGAACGAGCCCAGUUCCUCAACCCAAUGGUGGAAGUGAAGGCUGAUACUGAUCAAGUAGAGAGCAAGUCUGAUGACUUCUUUCUUCAGUUUGAUGCGGUUUGUCUGACAGGGUGCUCUAGAGACCUCAUGGUGCGUGUGGAUCAGCUUUGUGCCUCCAAAAACAUUAAAGUCUUCUGUGGGGAUGUCUUUGGUUACCAUGGAUACAUGUUCUCUGACCUGGGCCAGGAGCAUCAUUAUGUGGAAGAGAAAGCAAAGGUGGUAAAACCGUCAGAACAGGCUAAUGAUGGACCUGAAGUGAAGAAGCCCAAAAUUGACCUUAAUGAGACCACCAUGGUGAAAAAGACGGCCAGUUUCUGCUCUCUCAAAGAGGCUUUGGAGAUAGACUGGACAAGUGACGAUUCCAAAGCCCGUCUGAAACGCACCCCUUCAGAGUACUUUUUACUACAAGUGCUGCUAAAAUUCCGUACAGAUAAAGGUCGCAAUCCUGACCCAGGCUGCUUUGCUGAGGACUCGCGCCUGCUCCUACAGAUCCGUGAUGAUGUUCUGGAGGCUAUGGGAGUAAAUCCAGAGCUGCUGCCCGACAGCUUUGUCAGCUACUGCUUCUCAGAGAUGGCUCCAGUGUGUGCCGUGGUGGGAGGAGUACUUGGUCAGGAGAUAGUCAAGGCGCUGUCCCAGAGAGAUGCCCCACACAGGAACUUCUUCUUCUUUGAUGGUCUGAAGGGCAGUGGGGUGGUGGAUUACUUUGGAGCCAAAUAACCAUAAAGACCAACAGACAGGUUUUUGAGAUGCAGGCACUCAGCCCCUCAAAGCACCAUGGGAAACAGAGUCCUUUUUACUGCUACAAGGAGGCUUUUUUUGGACUUUUGAAGCAGUAAGCAGUCCUUUGCUGCCAGAAGGAAGCUCAGGCAACUUGUCAGUUUUUCUAUUCGUGCACACUUCAGACACUCACUUUGUUUCUGUCCACGAUUGUGACUAGAUGGUCAAUAAGUUGCAUGGAAACUUUUUUGUUUUUACAUUUUAUAAUUAAAAGAUCCAAAAAA